Messenger RNA from Linum trigynum, 1460 nucleotides. The record is from the annotation of a GenBank genome assembly. Lineage: Eukaryota; Viridiplantae; Streptophyta; Magnoliopsida; Malpighiales; Linaceae.
AUCUUCUUGCGUCUGACCCUCAUACAAAGAACAUGGUAAGAGGACCUUUUACUUCCCCUUGCCAAGUUGUUUACCUGUGAAUUUAUGGGCACCGACAUCUACCAGCUGUAAAAAGAUGAUGCAUCGCCUAUCAUCGAUCUCGAUCGAACAUUGUUUUGUUGCGGAAACAAAAAAAGGCGUGAGACGAAUGAUAUGUCUUGAUCGGCUAACUAUAACGAAUUCUUGACAAACCAUUUUUUUCUUAAAAUAUAAGGGCAAAAAACCAAUACACAUUAUAGUAGCACAUAAACUUAUAAUAUUUCGUAAACAACAUAUACUCCGUAAUCCCGACGCGAGACGAACAUAAAUAAAUGAGAGGAAUAUGGAAAAGCCAAGUGGGGUUGAUGAUUGGCAAUAUUAUGGCUGGCGAUCACCUCAUCACCAUUCACCAGGUAGAGGUAGGGAGUUAUGGAUAGAAUAAAAAGAGAAAGCAGCGUCCUAGAAAUGAACUAAUACCAGCCCAGCCCAGCCCACCCGUAAAGCUAAAGUCACAAGAAGGGAGAGGAGCUGGGCCUGGGUCCAAUUAGGCGGGGUGGUUAAGGAUUUCCGAUUCCAUUUGAGAUUAGGAACCACUUUCUUGUAUAAAUAAAAAUAAAUCCCUCUGCCCCUCGAUAAUUUAUCUUCCCAAGCUUCUCUCGCCAUGGCGGCCAAUCGCGGGUCCGGGACACCGGUCGACAAACUCUUGGACGAUCUUCUGAUAGACAUUCUGGUUCGGCUCCCGAACCCUAGAUCCGUUUCUCGGUGCAAACUCGUCUGCAAAAGGUGGAGCCUCCUUCUCUCCAGUCCCGGCUUCAAUCGGCGAUUCGUUUCAGAUCACUGGAGCAGGAACCAGCAACCUCCGCUGCUUCUUUCCUCGGACGACCGGGAAUCGAACAUCCUCAGCUUCCUCCCCAUGCCCUGGAGACGGUAUUUCGGUAUUUUGGAUUCCCACAACGACUUGGUUUUGUGCGGGUUUGAGGGUGUGACCCCCUACAACCACGCUCCCGAAUUGUACAGAUCGUAUUUCGUCUGCAAUCCGUUUUCGAAGCAAUGGGUCGCCCUCCCACUGGCGCCUCAGGUGCCAGUGUCGUGGAAUGUAGCCGCUGCAAGGUUAGUUUGUGAACCCCGCGGCUCUGCGAAUCUCGCUGUUGGCCAAUGCCUUGUUUAUUCCGAGUAUCGAUUCCGCGUUGUGUGUAUAUACGGGGAUACCGGUAUCGGCUGGACAAUGCUACGUGUGUUCUCUUCGGAUACAGGGGAAUGGACCAAGGAGAUUCUAAGUAUUCCUAAUCAUAUGCCAAACCUUUUACGCAAGAGUUCACCAAAUAACUCUUGCCCCAAACUCAUUGGUUAACAACCAAAUAGUGAAUAUCCUAAUUCCUGCAUUUUCAAACUCAGCUAAGAGUACAACAAUGCUCCCAUCCUAAUACAGAAAAGCAAAUUAA